Molecule: messenger RNA, 2199 nt
Organism: Penicillium digitatum Pd1
Lineage: Eukaryota; Fungi; Ascomycota; Eurotiomycetes; Eurotiales; Aspergillaceae
Source: RefSeq, a predicted model, not a curated record
AUGGCUAAAGCCUGGGACAAAGACGAUGACCGUCCGUCCACGAACUCGUCCAACGAACAAUCUGAACACGCCACACACAACCGCUCCAGAUCCAUUGCUCACGCCAACAGCCCCAAGCGUCUGUCCGUCUUUAGCGGUCGUUCAAGAAGCAAUACAACCACCUCGACUUCUUCACGCCGCUCACCGGUUUCCUCCAUGAUCUCGACGGAUAGCUCAAUCGCCUCCGACGAGCGAGCCGGCUCGGCAUUGGGGCUCCGCUCCGAUAAGCAUGACAAGUCCUCCCGGUCUUUUUUGGCACGGGGAAGCCGCAUCUUGCGUCGAAGGGGUAGCAAGAUCAACGUCGUUUCCACGCUGGACGAGCAAGAUGAAGCCGAUCGCGAGAAGGCCCGGCCUGAGAGGGAGAUCUUUGGUCGUCGCGCCCGUCAUACCGAUCACAGCGAGCGCAAGAAAAGCAUCAUUUCUGAUCCUUUUGACUUCCACCACUUGACUCAUACCAACCCCUCGCAGUUCCAGGCUUUGGAUCAAACACGCGAGAACGAUCUCGUCACUGAGUUCUCGGCCAUCCGAGCAUCUCAACGGCCCCAAACCGGUCUUAAAGGUAUCCGCGCCGAGGACAUUCAUUUCCGGAAUUUCUGCAGCGAUCAACUGGGCUCAUUUGGAACUGCUACCACGGCAGAUGUGCCCAGCGUAAGCCCGCCGGCCUCUCCAAAAACAUGCAAGUUCCACACACGUGGAGAAUCUCGUGUCAAUGAAAACUUCUCGCGGCUGGUCUCCAGAUACCCCCGACCCUGUCCCACCACUCCCCCACCUCCUGCUGUGCCGGAGACUCCCCCGCCUGAGACUGGCGAGCCGGCACCCCGUGCCGUUGACGAGAUCCUGGGCUUGUCCACUGCGACGACGUACCCUGAGUAUGUCCAAUCAGCGCAGCAAACCCGGUUCUUCAGCCCCGAACCCGCAGAUGACCGCACCAGGACCUCCUCCAUUGGCAGUCACUAUGAUUUGGAAGAUGUCCCCGAGGAAGAGGAAGGAACCCGGUAUUGGGACAGCCCUGGAUCCAGCAUCGGACGCCCCGAUUCUCGCUCAACGUCUCAAAUCAGCCCACCUCCAGCCAAAAGCCAGCCACCCAGCAACAGCGAGCGCCAAGCUCCAAUUUCGACCCACGUGGCCGAGGAGCUCUCCAGGAAGUUCUCUGAAGUGUUGGGCUCGCCGACUCUUCCUCAACGCCUUCAGAACAAGGCCACCCCUCGCGCCCAGGUGGAGAUCACACCACCCGAGCCGAUCACCAGCCUGCACCGAUUUUCAUAUGAGGAUGAACUUUAUGACUCGUGGGAUGCAGACAUUGACUACUGCUAUGAGCACGCAGCCGAAUCCACCUCCAACUUCGAUUGGUCUCGCACAUCUCUGGACGAAAUACGCCCGCAGGUUGGUGUAGCCAGCAGCGAGGGCCCGUGGCGAGCCCCGAGAACCCGACAGCUCCAGCCGAGCCCACUGAGCACUUCCGCCCUACCGGCCCCAGAUCUGGAUCCCAGCCCAACCCAACCGAUGCCUUCCCACUCAGUCCCCACUCCCGCAACCGCAGAUUUCGAGCAGGGGUUCAUCGCGCGGGGCGCAGAUUAUUUCCAUCCCGUCAGUUCCUCGAUCCUUCCAACAUUGGGCAAACAAAUCUCCCACGAACCAUUGUACGAGGAGUACAUGAUGACUGAUGGCGAAUCAGAUCGCCACUUCCCCUUCCCACAGAGCACGAUGGGCUCCAUCUCCCCACGCAGCAGCUUCUCCCCAAUUAGCAAGUGCAACUCGCAAGAGAGCCUGAUGCUCUCUCGCGCAGCCUCCAUCGUGCGCAAGCACCGCUCCUCCGUCUCGACUACGAACAGCGUCCCGGAGCUCAUCCAUAGCUUGUCCAGCAGCCGCGAGCUCAUGCCAACGGACCGCAUGACAGCCGGCGAGGCAUUCACCCGCCCUACGUCAUCAUCCCACCACCGCCAGACCAAGAGUCUGGCCGGGGCACACUUCCUUCAGAAUGACAGCAGCACGAGUCUCGAGAGCGCGGAUUUCACCGCAUCGCUCCAUGACCAUACCAUGUCCAUUUCGGAGGUCGACCCCAAACCGACAAAAUUUGAAGCUCCUUUGCCUCCUAGAACCCACUACCGGAGGAAGGCUCGCUCGCCAUCUUACUCUCUCUUCCCAACAGCCUCUCACUGA